Messenger RNA from Conger conger (European conger), 5124 nucleotides. RefSeq names its product synaptopodin 2b (gene synpo2b). The record is from RefSeq and is a predicted model, not a curated record. Bases 1 to 3198 code for a protein of 1065 amino acids. NCBI's taxonomy places the organism in Eukaryota, Metazoa, Chordata, Actinopteri, Anguilliformes, Congridae. Gene Ontology annotation, molecular function: actin binding. The transcript is spliced from 3 exons. Gene Ontology annotation, cellular component: actin cytoskeleton; Z disc; nucleus. Gene Ontology annotation, biological process: positive regulation of actin filament bundle assembly.
AUGGGAAAUACGUUCCUCUUAAAGUGCGGAGUUCCCCAGCCCCUCGGGCCGGACUCACAGAGGGAGAGUUUUGGGGAGGCUGAUCCUGACGUGCCGGGCCUGGAGAGCACCACUCUGGAGGUCUGGUCCCCCGGGGGGUCCAGCGCUCAGGGAGGGGGGCCGGACCCCUGCGAGUCCCAGGAUGAGGCAUACUACGGGGAGGCGGAGAGCGACAGUGAGCCGAGGAGCACCCCCUGCGUGACCCUGGAGGCCCCCUGCGUGACCCUGGAGGCCCCCUUGACGGGGGGCACGGUGGUGGAGCUGCAGGUCUCUCUCUCCGAUCGCAGCCUCGACGACGGAGGCGGCGGCAGAGUCGUCACGGUUACGGCCGUGCCUGCGGAGAGCGACGGCGGUCAGGACCUGGACUCCGGAGGCACCAAAGCCGAACUCUCCGAGGCCCCGCCCGCCUCCCCGGACCCCGGGGAGCCCGUAAAACAGCAAGGUGACCCGGUGAACUCCUCGUCCUCCUCUCUGGGUCAGGUGGCGCUGACCCUCCCGCACCCUGCCAAGGGCCGGGAGGGGGAGGAGCGGGAGGAGGAGGAGGAGGAGGAGAGGGGGGUGGAGGGGCGUGUCCUGGGCGAUCCUCCGGAGGAGGGAGGUUCCCCUGCUCGCGUCUCCUUCGGAGUUUCAGCAGAGGGGGCCGAGUCACUGGAGGAGUGGGACUCGGAGAGCGAGAGGGACCUCGGCAGACCCAGCAAGCACCGGGCGCGGCAUGCGCGGCUCAGGCGCAGUGAGAGCCAAUCAGAGAAGCAGGUGAAGGAGGCCAAGUCUAAAUGUAAACGCAUCGCCCUACUUCUGACCGCCACCCCAAACCCCACCAACAAGGGGGUGUUGAUGUUCAAGAAGCGCCGGCAGAGGGCCAAAAAGUUCACGCUCGUGAGCUACGGGACCGGGGAGACCGAACCCGAGGACGAGGAGGAAGACGACGAGGAAGGAGAGGACGACCGGGCGGUUGAGCUCACCUUACUGGCCACGAGCGAGUCAGAGUUCAGUGAAGACUUGCCGACUACGCAGGGCCGGGGUGACAUUUCAGGGCACGACUGGGACGCCACACUGCUGGAGGUGGAGCAGAAGGUUGACACCCAGGGAGACAUGGAGCACUUGCCCGGGACAAAGGGCAAGGGGGCCCUGAUGUUCGCCCAGCGCCGGCUGAGGAUCGAUGAGAUCGCGGCCGAACAUGAGGAGAUGAGGCGAAAGGGGAUCCCCGUCGAAGGGGUGCCUGCAGAGGCCCAGGACGUCUCUGUCACAAAGACCCCCCAAAUUGAGGAACACAGCACACAGGCCUCUGUUACCCGAACCAACCAGGCCUUCCAGGAUGUGAAUACGCAGCAACUCCAGCACCAACAGUACCAAGACCACCAGCAACAACAGCAUGUACAGACCCAGCAGUACCCUCAGGCUAUGAACGGUACAGCCCACCUCCAAGCCAACGACCCGCCGAGGUCCCUAGUCCCAAACAGAUCAGCUAAGCCGUUUUCGGGAGUCCAGAACAGAGUGCCUAUGCCCUUUUCCCCCUCCCGGAGUGUUGCCAGCCUGCCAUUGCCAAGCUACUCACAGAAGUUCCGGGUGGUCCCGCUCCCUGUGCCUGUGAACACACGCUCCCAGGUCUGGUCACCGACAGGCGAGCUGAUUGCCUCUCGAGAUGAGCGCAUCUCUGUGCCCGCCAUUAAGAUAGGGAUACUGCAGGACACCAGGAAAAGGGGCACGACCAAGUACACUGUGACGUCUAAAGUGUCACCACAUGCCCAGUUAUCUAUAAGGGCAGACAAGCGGGGUGUCUUUGAGUCCGGUCCGGAAGAAGACUUCCUCAGUCUUGGUGCAGAGGCCUGCAACUUUAUGCAGACCCCGACCGUCAGGUCCAAGGACCCUCCGCCGGUUGCUCCGAAGCCGACCAUCAAUCCAGCUUCUCCACCAUGGGCCGCCAGAAGCAGCCCCCAACCCCCGUUGCUCCUUCCGCAAAGUCAAAGCCCCACCCUUGCUCCUGGCCUUGCAGCGAUGCGAGCAGAGUCCCAGUCUCCACAGCAACACCCAGCAGUUAGCCUCCGGUCUCCACCUCAGGCACAUCCUCAGCCACCUAAGAACACUUGGACCCCGCCCCAGACUCGGGCACAUCCUCAGCCACCUACGAAUGCUUGGGCCCCAUCUCAGCCUCGCACACAUUCUCAGCCACCUAUGAACGCUUGGGCCCCACAGCCCCAGCGAGCCCCCGUGAGCACCGCAGCUCAAACCUACACACCACCUCAUCGGCCUACAAGGUCAUGGAAUCAGCCACAAGUCCCUGCUCUUUCCACGGCCUCCCGACCAGUGCACUUCUACCCACACUCAAGGAAGAUCCUGCCCACCACCGCUGCGGACGCUGGCUCCACAACCGAAAGCCCCGAGAGGCCGGCCAUGAGGGGAAGAGGCGCCGAGCUCUUCGCGAGGAGGCAGGCCCGCAUGGAGAAGUUUGUUGUGGAUGCCGAGACGGUGCAGGCUAACAAGGUCAAGCCCUCAUCACCCACACCUUCCUUGCCCUGUUCGUGGAAAUACUCCCCUAAUGUCCGUGCCCCCCCUCCCCUCUCAUACAAUCCCAUUCUAUCCCCCUUCUACCCGCCCGCAGCUGCUAAGCAGCCCCCUCCUAGCAGCCCAAAACCAAAGGCCAAGACCGCGGCCGAAACCCCCGUACCCCCAAAACAUCUCAACACUGUGGAUGUGAUGAAGCACCAACCCUACCAGCUAAAUCGUUCACUUUUUACCUAUGAGGCAACCCAAGAAGCAAAAAGCAUCUCCCCUAGACCUGCCCCUACCCCUGAUUCUAGCCUUACCUAUAGCCCUUCCCCUGCUCCCACCCCCUCCCCAGUCCCCGCCCCUACACUUGCCCGUGGCAUUUCCAAAGUCCAGCCUCCAGGACCGGUAAGUGUUCCAUACCCUUUCCCUCGCCAGCGGCUCUCCCCAGAGUUCCAGCAACCUCUAUCACCUGCAGUGCAUGAUGGUCCCUUCUGCCAAGCUGCUGCAACCCCUCACGCCCACCCUCCCAGUGCCUUUAUCCUCCCCAGCUUCUUGCUGCCCCCCAAGGCUGCAUCUGUCACCGGGGUGCCGGUGGCCCCCCGUCCAAAGUUCUCCGCAAAAAAGUCUCUGCUGGCAACUAAGACAUGGAAGCCAGUCAUCAUGGGGCAGUAAGGACUUCCACCAGGCAAGCGCUGCACAAUUAGCUUGAUGUCGCGGGUGCUGAGGUCAAGUGCACAAAUGCAGCCCUGUGUGUGUAUACAUACAUGUUCUCUGGGAUCUGUUCUUCAAGCUUUGCAGCCUUGGCCAUAACCAUUAAAAAAAAAUAAAAAUAAAAUAGUAUCGUAUGAAGUUUGGCAUAAGUCAUUCUUUGUCACUGAUAAUCUUUGCUGAGCUAGGAGCUCAUUUGUAACUUGUCGUUGUGCGGGCAUUGGCAUAUUGUAACACAUUUAGAUCUCUGAAAACUAUGUCACAAUUAAUUUCAGGUUAGUCAUUGAUGGAAACCUGGAUGGUCUGUAGCUUUAGCAGUUAGAAUUAGGCAUAUUUCUGAAAAUCGCUUUAAAGUGUAAAGAUGAUCGUAUCACUCGCAUUUUUGUGCAAAAUUGUUGCUUUUAAAUUUAUGAUUAUUUGUUUUUCUCUACAGUAUUAUUUCCUCAGAAAUGCUGAAAUACUCAUCUUAAUUUUGCAUAUUGAAUGCUGUAGUUGCUUGACGAGUUACAGAAGACUGAAGCAUGGAACUCUUUGCAGCAAGCAUGAGAAUGUACUUUCAUUCACAUUAAUUCUGGUCAGCAUCAGCACAUAUGACGUGAGAAUAUUUUGUGAAUCUGUGGACUCUCAAUGCCUCUGUGAUUAACAGAGUGUGUUAUUAUGAAGGUCUGAUUUAGACUAGCUAGGGAAAGCCAAUUAAGGCUAGCUAGGGAAAGUGAGCUUUGGCCAUGAAAGUGUCUGAAAGAAAAAGUUGAAAAUGUGUAAUUCUUUGGUAGCAGUAUUGUGUAGACAUACAUACAUAUGAGUACCACAGAAUAUUGCUUUCAUCAUAGAAACAAUGCAGGUUUUCAAUUUCAUCUUAUUCCUGAACUGAAAAUGACACACACAUGCAAGCACACAGGCACACACACAAACACAUACAGGCACACACACGCAUUGAAAAAUAGGUUUUUAUGGUGUUUGUAAUGGCCAUAGGAGCGAUUCUACACUGUCUGAGUUAUAAGGACAUAAUCCCAAAAGUCCUCAUAAUGUUGGUGUAUAUUCAAGUGAAUUUGCCUCAUAAUGCAGGAAAGGCAACUUGCCCACACACAUAUACACACACACACACACACACACACACACACACACACCACUCUCACACAUAUAAUCAAGAAAAUGAACGGUUUUGUUUUGCAUAGUAAGCAGUUGAGGUUAGGACCAUCAUUAUUGGAGAAACCAAAUGAACUGUAAGAAGAGAAAUAACGCUCAAGUUUCUUUGUAGGUAUACCUCGGGGAACAACUGAUCAUAUCUAACCCUGAAGUCCGAUAUAAUCAGAGUAGCGUUGAACUUUUUUGUGAUGGUAUGACUGUUCCUUAUCUUUCAACUGUGAUAUAACAUUGGCAAUUAGGGGAACAGCGUUAUUUUGUUGUCAUUAGGGCUGGUGAUUACCCUAGCAAUGGGCAAUCACACUUCCCAAUCAGCUCCUCGGCAGGUAACACUGUUCUGUACACCAUGUAUGAACCUCUUAUGGCACACCACGUAUGCACUUCUCUGGCCUUGUAUUUGCACCUUAUCUGUAAGGCUACUGUACAUCACCAGAAUUGGAAAAAGCAAAAGAGACUUCUCCAUUCUGGAGAGGAGAAGCAUUCUCCAGCAGGGCUCUUCAGCUGGACUAUUAUGUGCCCUUAUCAUCUGUCCAGGACUAUUUACAUGGUUGCAUGUAAGUAUGGUUCCCAAGUACUACUAAGCACCAUACAUAGUCCUAGCAUGAUAAGGGUAAUAUAGACACAGGAAUUUUGGUUUCACCCAUUGGGGUCUAUUGCUAUUUCCUUUGUGUUUCUGUCCUUGGAACGCUGCCUGUGUCCUUCAUCCCUUUGCUAUUAAAGAUCUCUUUUAUCUGUUGUGUUUUUUUA